AUAUAUGUCCGUGAUCCAUCGUAGACCUUGUUGACAGUGGACCCUCCACUCCACAGCCUUCAAAACAUUCGUACUCUGCAGAUCCAGUGGGAAAGAAAAAAUCCAGUUAUUCUCCGACCUUACCCUUCACCAAUUCGUUCCCGUAUCGAGCUUGGUUUAGCGAGAGAUCGGACUCCUUUGAAUUGUUAAGUUGUCCGGGAGGCGACGAUGGCUGUAACGACACUCCACCAGACGUUCAAGACACAGGUGACCCCUGCCCGCAUGUUCAAGGCCCUGAUCCUCGACUCCCACAACCUCUGCCCCAAGCUCAUGUUCUCCUCCGUCAAGAACAUCGAGUUCGUCGAAGGCGACGGAGAUGUCGGGAGCAUCAAGCAGAUCAACUUCACUGAAGCUAGUCCAAUGAAAUACAUGAAGCACAGGAUCGAUGCGCUGGACAAGGAGAGGUUCAUGUGCAAGUACACUCUGAUUGAGACCGACCCGUUCAUGGACAAGCUCGAGUACGUGACCUACGAGGUCAAGUUCGAGCCCUACGGUCUCCGGGGAUGCCUCUGCAGGCUGACCAGUGAGUACAAGGCGAAGGAGGGCACGGUGAUCAAGGAGGAGGAUAUUGAGCAUGGCAAGGACCGCGCUAUCGGGAUGUACGAGGUCGUGGAGGCCUACCUUAUGGCCCAUCCCCACGCCUACGAGUGAUAGUGUGAUUGAUUUCUUUCCUGACCAUAUGUUAAAUGGUACACGAAAUGUGAUCUGAAUCAAUCUUCUCUUUUUCGUUCUGUGAAUUCUUGGGUUUGAUUAAUCUGCUUCAUUCCUUCUUUCUUUCUGAUACAUGGAUCUGUGUGAAUUAUGAUCCAUUGAGAAGAUCUAAGAGGCUCUUCUCUUCUUCACCUACCUGUAAAUUUUCGGUUCUUGUGCGUCGAUAACUGCAUUUAAAUCUUUGCAAUUCGAACUUGAUGGGCGUAGUAA
Molecule: messenger RNA, 960 nt
Organism: Punica granatum (pomegranate)
Lineage: Eukaryota; Viridiplantae; Streptophyta; Magnoliopsida; Myrtales; Lythraceae
Source: RefSeq, a predicted model, not a curated record